AUGUCUUUACUGUCAGCCGACGUUAUUCUACGUGCAGCUGAUCGAAUAAAGCCUUUCGUCAGAAGAACCCCUUUAGAAAUUUCUUACUGGCUUAGUGAAGCAGGAAACGCAAGGGUAUAUGUAAAACUAGGUGAGUGUCACGAUUUGAUCAGCAAAGCAUUUGGCUGCGACCACCGGAGGCUGGGGGAGUUCCGAAGUUCGUUAGUGAGAGAAUUCAGGGAAUGUAAAUACAUUGUAAAUAAAUUAGUUAAUUAAUGAUCAUUCAAGUAUCCUUUUCUUUUCUCGAAUUUAUUCUGGUAUAUUUUCUGUAUUUUGCUGUAUAAAUAUCUCGAAAAUAUGUCAGUUAAAGGCUAGUAGCAGUGUAGCUCAAUUUUUCCGCCAGUCAUGAGAACUGGGAUGUCGAAGGCUAUAAUUAUGUGAACUCGUAUGGCAUGAGAUCAGGGCUGUCAAUCCCCCAUGUCUUCAAAUAUUGGGAUAGAUGACGUCAUAAUGCACAGUGUAUGACGUCAUUUUUUUUUUUUAAAAGCAUGAAAAAGAUGUUGUUAGAAUUGUAACAUUUGACCUAAUUGGUUUACUUCCCACCAAUCACAUUAUUCCUUAUAUUACGAUGGAAUAUGGAAGUUUGUGAGGAAACGGUCAGUGUCAACUGAAAAAUAGCUCAAAGAACGCAAAAUAUUUGAAAUUUCAUUGCCAGAAAGUCGAAUAUACAAGAAAUGGCAAACUUCGGCAAUUAUCCGGGAGAUUUCAGACUCUAAUUUGGAGACCGGGAGAAACGGUUCAAAAUCUGGAGUCUCCUGGAUUAUCUGGGAGAAUUGACAGCCCUGUAAGAUCAAAGUUUAGAUUUGCGGGUAUGAGGCUAGUUGGCAGGUAUAUUAGCCUCAAAGCUAUAAUAAGCAGCAUCAAGAGUUUGUUUUAUAAGAAUGUGAAAGUGUUUUUGUUGAAUUAAAACACCUAUAAUAUCAAAUCAAAAUUUAGAUUAAAAUUAUUAGCAUCACCUAUUAUAGUCUAAGCAACACUGAUUCUUUAAUAUUAAUAUAAUAAGGACCAGGAGUUAAAAAACAUUUCCAAAUUUUUUAGAUUUUUUUCACUUAUUUUACAGAGAGUGAGCAAACAACAGGUUCCUUCAAACUCAGAGGAGCUUUUAACAAACUUCUCAGUCUCAAAGAAUCAAAUGACAAUUCAUUUCUAAGCAAAGGAGUCAUAACAGCCUCCACUGGAAAUCAUGGAGCAGCCACUGUAAGUUUACCCUGGGUUUCAGUGGAUAUUUUUUUCUUAUUGAUACUGAAAGUUUGCGGCAAAGCUGUGUUGUUCUCAUAUUGUUGUUGAUGAUGCUGUUGACAUUUUGAUUUAAAAUAACUUUGACACCUGUUGCUUGGUAACCAGCGGCCAAAAGAAUGUCAAGUGAAACCCCAAAGAGGAAAUUGUUCUUCUUUACCUGACAUGCCAAUACCUUCUGAAUUGCUGCUAAAAUUAAUCUUCCUUGACUGAUUAAUUUCAGAUUAGGUGGAACCCGGCCUGCAAAAAGGCUGGUUGCUACCAUUUUGUGUUUGUCUGAACACACCAAAAUUUAAAUGGCAAAACUAACAUCCGUUUUUUCAAAUUAACAGCUCUUCUCAAAUAUCAGUGAUAAUCACUGAAGAAAAAAAAUCUGGAUGGUGUUUGAAGCUUAAGGAAAGUGUUUUUUUCUGUCUUCUGUUGCAGGCAUAUGCUGCUAAUAAAGUUGGUGUUCCUGUUACAAUAUACGUUCCCCAGACCACCUCUCCUGCCAAGAUUAAGGCUGUGAAACAGCUUGGUGGGUCUGUGAGCUUUCAUGGAGAGGACUGCGUUGAAGCCGAAGUGAAAGCAAGGUCUGUCUCUAAGGUAAAAGUCUAUUGGCUUGUUUUUUAUGAAAUAAAGAAAUGAUUUUUUGCAAGAAAUAACCUGUCUAGACCAUACUGACAUACCAAUGGUGACCAUAAUUAAUUUCUUACAAUUCAGGUAUUCUUGCCAUGACCAGUUUGGUCACCAUGGCUAAUGGAAAAAUAUUUUGGUGUCUAAAAUUGUGGCACUAGUUUAAUUUGGCAUCCUUUGUGUUUUUAGUCAUGUUUAUGGCAUUUCCAAAGCUUGCAUGUACAGUGGAACCUCAAUAUAACAAAUGUCUAUAUAACAAAGUCCUUGGUGUAACAAACAAUUUUCUUUACCCCAGUAAUAGUAAAAUAUAUGAAAAAGAACUGAUAUAACAAAACCUCAUUAUAGUGGACAAAUUUUGCCAGUCCCUUGACUGGCAAAAUUUUGUUAUUUUGUUAUUUUGUUAUAUCGAGGUUGUACUUUUUUUUCUUUUAAAUACUAUACACUGUAGUUUUCUCUUUAAUAAGACCUUGUAUUGAGAUGUUAUGACGUGCACAGCCGUUUUUUUAUUAUUUUAAUCCUGCCUGUGGCAUUGCACAAAUUGUCCUUUUCUGUCUGUCGACUGAUGUUGUCUUAAUUGGUGAUCAUUUGAUAAUUGUGAGUUGCAAAAGGUGAAAAGUUGAAUUUGGAGCUAUUUGUCUCUAACCUCUACAUACCAAACUGCAAUGGUAGGAUCCUGCAGAUCCUUCACAUAUGCUUAUACAAGCCUUCACAUGAGACAAUAAAAAUUAUACCAUUUCAAAAUUCAUGACUGUGUUUCCUUUUCUUGUGUCAGGAAAGAAAUAUACAUUAUAUGUCGCCUUAUAAUGACCUAGUUGUUGUUUCUGGACAAGGAACCAUUGGGUAAAUAUAAACCUUUAAUGUAAAUGUAACGCAAAAAUAAAACUUUUAGGAUCAUGCAGUAAGCCAUUUAAGAGUAUGUUUCCAAACCCCUCAACUUCAAAGCAAGGCCAAGUGUUAAACCUUUUGCUUGUCAAUGAGGUUCAUUUGCCUGUCAGCUAAAAAAUAUCAUAUCAAAGACUUCCUACUUACCUUAGCCUCCCAUGCAGACAUUCUUAGGGGUUCGCCGUGGGGCAGAAAUAUGUGACGAACCCCUAAGAACAUCUGCGUGGGAGGCUAUACUUACUGCUACCCUCACUUUCAGAAAAAAGGCUUGGAGCAACUUGGAAAUGACCUGUUGCAAUUUUGUAAGUACUCCUGAUUGGUUGAGAGAGUGGUGUGAAAUCUUUUAGCCAUUCACUUGGGGUACAGCUGUAGUACUGUGACAAUGUUUCUCCCAGGGUCAUGGAGCGAACAGGGGUAGGGAAGAAGAGAGAGAAAGAAAGGUUAAAGGCUUAUUGUUUAUAGCGGAAAGUGUAGUUUAAGCUUAAGGAUGGUUUUCACUAGCGAUGGAGUCAGAGUUGGAGUUGCAAUCAGAAGUGUAGAGCGUUCUGAUUCUUCUGAUUCCGUUUACGACUUUGUUGUUUACGAUCAAGUGAAAACUGGGUCGUCAGAGUCGCAAGGAGAAGUGUAAGAACUAAACCAAUUACAAAGUGUGGGAACAUGCAUUGUGAUUGGUUUAUCCUUCUGGUUUUGCUUCUGACUCCGACUAUCUGGUUUUCACCAGAUCAUAAGCAGAAUGUAAGCAAUGGAGUCGGAAGCGGAGUCAGUUAAAAAUGGAAACGUUCUUACGACUCUGAGUUUUGAUUUUCACUACGUUAUGAGGGCUCUUACAACUCCACUUACGAUUCCGACUCAGAGUCCAUCACUAGUGAAAACCAGCGGCCUUAUCCAUGGCCAGCUAGUUUACAAGCACACCUUAAAUGAUUGGAAAUAAGUAAUUCAAAUAUAACAUAAAAGGAAACAGGAUUAAAAACCCCAACUAGCAGAAGGCAACCAGUUGGCUACUUAUAAGAAUGGCCAAGGAUUUCAAGGAACUUGGGACAACACCGAACAAAUCCUGCUAGUGGCCAGAGCGGGGAGUUGAACCCAGGACCCCCAGGGGCCCCACUCACAUAUUUUAAUGACGGGGGGGUCCGACACAGGUUGAUAUUUUAUACCCCAAAAAAUCCCAACUUCAGAAUUUGUCUACCCAAAAAAAUCCGUACUUUUUUUAGCAUACCCCAAAAAAUCCCUCAGUGUUUUUGCAUCAGGCAAAUUUUAUUACUUAUCUUCUGGAAAGCUAAAAUAUGCCAACUUCAACUUUGGUUUUGGUCAAAAACAAAACUAUAAAUUGUGCUUAUGUUAUUUUUGAUUUGAGCUGAUGAAAAAUACAAUACCCCAAAAAAUCCCUCUGUUGUUUUCGCGACCCAAAAAAAUCGCGGCGUCUUUCAUAGACCAAAAAAAAUGCCUUUUGGCCAAAAUAUCAGACCCAAAAAAAUCCCCCCCCCCCCCGUCAUUAAAAUAUGUGAGUGGGGCCCCUGGGCCAGGACCACUAGAUUGCGAGUCUAACGUGCUAACCACUCAGCCUCACUGGUUACAAGGCUGGCACUGCAAAACUAGAGCCAAAUCAUUUUCUCAAAACCUCUCUACUUAUUCAUUGCAGAGUGGAGAUUUUGCAAGAUUUGCCAGAUGUUGAUGCAGUUUUUGUUGCUGUUGGUGGAGGGGGGCUGAUAGGAGGUAUAGCUACUUAUCUGAAGGCUGUUAAACCCACAGUUAAGGUAAGCAGGAGACCAAAAACUAUGCAAGAUGUCUUUGCGUGGCUUUGCAACUUUGGACAAAAUUCUAGAGACUUGUUCCAUCUAUUUUCUAAUUUAGUACCAUACCACCAUCGCCUAGCAGAACAAAGCAAGCGCCCUAGCUGCUGACCCCCUAUUCAAUGUUGUUUUUGUCUUAAAAGUAAUGUGUAUAAUUCUGCUGUUACCCUAGACAACAGUCAGAACAAAAAGGGUAGGGGAGGAAAACGAUAACCGGCCAUCUCGCCACCAACGUAGUCGCUACCGAAAAGUCGACUCACCACCAGCCAACUGGCCACGAAAUGGUUUGGUGGCGAGAUGACCGUAAACCAGGAAAACGGUCAUUUCAUUUGACGACAGUUUGCAUUUCUGUCAUUUUCACAGUAAAAAUAUGUAUUUUUCUAAUGUGCCUCAACAAGUGUGGCCAAGGUUGUAGCUUUGUAAGCCAAAUCAACACAGUUGAAUAGCCCACAAAUAAGAACUCAUGUGCACGUUCUAGUACUUGGCUGUUGACAUUAAGGUGAUGUUACACGAAACGAUUCGCAACGACGAUUUUUAGCGCAACACAGCGUUGCAACAUUGUUGCGAUAUUGUUUUGAAUGAUUGCAACGUUGUUCCAACAUUGCAUCGUUAUGUUGCCUAUCAUCCCGUGUAACAUGACCUUUAAGGGAAGCGACAGCGGUUGAUUGUACUUUUGAUUGCUUGAAAAAGUGUCACGUGCGAUAUUUUUUAUCACAUCAGCUAAAAACAAAGCAAUCAUCUCGAUUCUCUUCUAAAAUAAUAAUAAUAAUAAUGGUGAUGAUAUUAAAAAUAUAAAGUAAUAAUAACAACAAAAACAACAGUGAAUAACAAUAGUAUUUUAGUAGGGCGCCCACUUCACCAAUACAUGUAGGUGCUAUUGAUUUUAGUGCGGCCCUCAAAACAACUUUCAUUAACUCAAAAAGAUAUUAUUUUCUUUUGCUUAUAUUUCAACGUAGAUUAUUGGCUGUCAGCCGUCGCAGUCUGCUGUGAUGUCAGCAUCCGUGAAGGCGGGAAAAAUUUUGGAUCUGCCAUCGGGUGACACGCUUUCAGACGGUACGGCUGGUGGAGUGGAGGAAGACUCGGUAUGAGUAAUGAUGAUGACCCCAUUGCAGUGGAGAUCCGUUAAUACAACCACCGUUGGUCUAUGUAAAUUUGUUUAGUAUAACAAAACAAAACGUCAGCGUAAUCUAUUGACUAACUUUAGAGAGCUCACGUAACUGCGACGGCGACGGCAGCAAAAAUGUCACGUAAAACGUGAACUCGCGCUGUUUUCAAUGUUAUGGCGAUUAUAAAUUGCAGUUAAUUUUUAAUCGUUUGUAAAAUGCAUGCGAAUUUUUCUGCAAUUUAAAACUCACGGACCGUACCCGUCAUGUGAAAAAUUAAAAUCGGGCGCAUGUACUACACCCGGAACACCGGAACAUCCCAGGAAACCUAGAAUUUGUCAGAUCAGGGUUACGGUUUCUAUUUUUCAUUUUACAUAUACACUACUGCCAGGUUUUUGGGUGACCGCGUAUUCCUGAGUGUUCCGGAGUGUUCUGGGGUGUUCAUGUGUUUUGAUGCUCCGGGUUUUAGAACUUUCGAAAAUCGAGACCGUAGACUGGACUACAACGACGAAGAAUACACACCUACACACAAGAACUUGACCAACUUAUCCUACCAUCGUCGGGCCUCAGGCUUGUUCAGUCACGCAUAGUUACCGUAGCUUUUGUUUCAUGCUGUCAGGUGACGUUUGAUCUUUGCAAAUCUCUCGUUGAUGAGUGGAUUCUGGUAACAGAGGAGGAAAUUAGCAAAGCUGUGUACCUGUUCAUGGAAAAUCACCAUAAGGUACGUAAGUUAUCUAACAACACUUUGAGACACUUUGCCCUAAAGAGCCUCUUUUAGGUUUUGCCAACUUUAAGAGGGGAAAAUAAAACUUUUCCUCUCCCACCCCCUCCAUGCAAUGUUGUGCCGCUGUUCGAGCUUCCUCUGGAAAACAACAAACACCCAACUUUGAAGUAAGGGUAAGGGGGAGGGGUGAGGAUUGUUUUUGUUCUCCAAAGUUACCCCAUUUGAGGAUAAUGUUUCAGCUAUUUUGUCGCCGAUUGAAGCUAUAAGGACUGUUACUAAAGACACACUAAUAGUUGAGGUAUUCUAUACGAGUAAUUCUAAAUAAAACUAAACCAUUAUUCGGAGGUUUAUUUGAUUCCAGCGUGGUUUUAGGGUUUUUAAAGUAAUUCCAAAAACUCAUGACACAGCCCCCUCAAUCCUUAAUAGUAAUUUCCUCUCCCCCUGCUGGCAUUUUUCUGUUUCUGGUUUUCUUUUCAUCCCACUAUAUUCCCCACUAGAAAGUCUACUCAUAGUUUAUAGACUGGAUGACCCAAAUGGUUAGGUUUUCUGCUUGGUUAAUGUCUAUUCUUCUGUAACCUUUUAUCAGAUUGUCGAAGGAGCGGCAGGCGUUGCCUUAGCAGCAUUUUUAAAGGAACACGAAAAAUUCAGAGGACAAAACGUGGUGAUAAUUUCUUGCGGAGCAAACAUAAGUAUGGACAAAUUAAAGGAUGUAAUUUUACAGUGGGCAUAAGUUGAUUAAAAUCAUUAGUUAGGUCUUCUUUCAAAUUCAAAAUUUCUACAGCGGCUACUUUUUUGGAUUUCCUAAAGAAAACUGGACUAAUUUCGUCACGUGUAAACGGAUAAAAACUAAUGGGACUAGUUCUAUGACUUCGCACAUGAACGAUUGUAAACGGGUUUUUCAUACUAACAAUCCUUGUAUGAACUUCUUCCAUAUAUCUGGUUUUAAAGAACGCGCGCGUGACGUGGAGUACGAGCUUUUUAUAAUACGAUGCGCUCGUUUGGACCACUCAUAGCCUGCGAGCAACCUCUUCGUUUGAAAUAUAUCAUGAGAAGUCACACACGAGUAACACGCGACGUUGCCACACGCUCGCGCGUUGUAAGCGGUUUGUUUAGCUCACCACUCGGUCCUUCUUUGAACAUUAAUCGGUUAGGAGUUAAAUGACUGUUUUUGAUAACACCACUACGAUCCCUCGCAAAAAAAAAGUGUUGAUCAGAUGAAAGCCGUAAUCGCUGGCCUCUGUUUUCAGUAA
Porites lobata is the source of this 7639-nucleotide messenger RNA. NCBI's taxonomy places the organism in Eukaryota, Metazoa, Cnidaria, Anthozoa, Scleractinia, Poritidae. The record is from the annotation of a GenBank genome assembly.